Molecule: messenger RNA, 2777 nt
Organism: Cephus cinctus (wheat stem sawfly)
Lineage: Eukaryota; Metazoa; Arthropoda; Insecta; Hymenoptera; Cephidae
Gene: mRRF2
Product: ribosome-releasing factor 2, mitochondrial
Exons: 4
Coding region: 476-2704 (742 amino acids)
Biological process (GO): ribosome disassembly; mitochondrial translation
Cellular component (GO): mitochondrion
Molecular function (GO): GTPase activity; GTP binding; translation elongation factor activity
Source: RefSeq, a predicted model, not a curated record
UCAUUGUAGUGGUUGUGUACAAUUUAAUUCACUGUAGUGACAUCAGUACCAGUAUAUUAUUAUCAUUGUCUUUGACAUACACGGUGAUCCAUUAAAUAUAAAGCGUAAUCUUUGUACAUAUAUAAAAUACUCAGCCUAGUGAUGUUACUUGAAAUUAUACAAUUUCAAAAUUGUCUUCUAGUAACGUGUCUAACACUGGAAAGACUUUAUAGAAAAGAACGGCUUACGUUAGUGGCACAAGGAGAAACACCUUGCUCAUAAUUUAAAUUCACAUAUUUAGAAAAGAGAAAGAAACGUGAAUAUUUUAUUUUUUUUUACGUUGUAAUGUCAGCAUACCACUAUAAUUUGGCCGUCAUCGGAGCUUUAAAAAAAGUAAUUAGAUCCGUCAUGUUUCGCGGCUAAAAGCACGUGGUUCCUGUUCGUACUGGUGUGGUGUAUAACAAAGGUGUCAGAUGCUUCGUAGAAAUAUCUGAAAAUGCUCAGACGAAACUUAAUAAACACGUCCCGAUAUAAAUUUCAUAAAAGAACAUUGCACAAUGAUAUUAAGAUUGAUAAAAUGAAGGAAGAGAAACAUAAUUUGAAGAAAAUCCGGAAUAUUGGAAUUUUGGCUCAUAUCGAUGCUGGAAAAACUACAACCACAGAACGUAUGUUGUAUUAUUCUGGCACUAUUGGUAAUAUGGGUGAAGUACAUCAUGGAAAUACAGUAACAGAUUACAUGGAGCAAGAGCGUGAGCGGGGUAUCACAAUUACUUCAGCGGCAGUUACAUUUUGCUGGAAAGAUCAUAGAUUUAAUUUAAUUGACACACCUGGUCACAUUGAUUUCACCAUGGGAGUGGAACAGACCCUAAAUGUCCUUGAUGGAGUAAUAGUAGUGCUGGAUGGAUCAGCUGGUGUAGAAGCUCAGACAGUAACAGUAUGGAAACAGGCAGACAGAUACAAUAUACCAAGAAUUGUCUUUGUGAACAAAAUGGAUAGACUCGAUGGGAAUUUUGACAUGAGUCUAGCAUCCAUAGAAUCAAAAUUAGAAACGGUCACUCUACCCAUUCAGCUUCCUAUUAAAGAAAAGACUGGCUUAGUUGGAAUUAUAGAUAUCAUAACCUUAGAACGUAUAAUAUUUGAUUCAAAAUCUCAAGGCAGAAAAAUGACUAAGACAAAAUUGACAGAGAGCGAAGAUGGCCACUUGUGGGAAAUAGCAAAUGAAAAGCGUAGAAUAUUGACUGACAAGCUAUCGGGACUUGAUGACGAACUAGCUAACAUUAUCAUAAAACAAGAAUCCUUGGAUGCAGUACCAUCCCAGAUACUAGUUGAUGCCAUACAUAAGAGUACAGUGAAUAGGAAAGGUGUACCUGUCUUGCUUGGUAGUGCAUACAAGAAUAUAGGAGUGCAACCAUUGAUGGACAGCGUCAUCCUCUACUUGCCAUCACCGGAUGAGAACAAAUAUACAAAAGAAUAUGAGUGUUUCGAAAAUAAUUUAUCGGCAAGAGCGUUCAAAAUCAUCCACGACAAACAACGUGGUCCAGUUACCUUCCUGAGGAUUUAUACAGGCAAGUUCACUAAAAGUCAACGAAUCUACAACGUGCAGCGUGAGAGGAGCGAACAAUCCAGCAAGCUGUACGUCGUCUAUGCCGACGACUACGAGGAAAUCGAGGAGAUCAAAUGUGGAAAUAUCGCUGCAGUAGCGGGUCUCAAGUCCACCGUCACCGGGGACUUAAUAACGAACAAUGCAAGUUCGGCAAGUCGCGCGCGAAAGAAUAUGGAAAACCGUAAAAAGGCAACUCCAAAGGAAAUCGAGAAUCUCUUCUCAACCGGUACCAGGAUACCAGAUCCAGUAUUUUUCUGUUCUAUAGAGCCGCCGUCGUUAGCUUAUCAAAAUGCACUGGAUGCUGCGCUGCAGCAACUGGAACGAGAAGAUCCGAGUCUACGUGUUAGCCAGGAUGAAGAAACAGGUCAAACUGUUCUGGCAGGAAUGGGAGAACUGCACAUAGAUAUUAUCAAGGAAAGAAUCAGAACUGAGUACAAGAUUGAUGUCGACCUCGGCCCUCUACAGAUUGCCUACAAGGAGACUAUCCAAGUAGAAGCUAAAGAUACGCACGUUUCUAAUCACAAAAUUGGCAACAGCAGUCAUAGUGUUACCGUGACUAUGUCCCUGAUACCAUUUUACGAAGGCAAGGAGAACCUUCUCUUGGACAGGUCCCAUGAAAGUGCUUCCAAUAUUGAUAAUAUUCAUCCGAGAGUGAUGCAGGCUGUUAGACAUGGCGUACAAGCGGCUAUUCUUCAUGGACCCAAACUGGGAUGUCCUGUUGUCAACAUGGGGAUUAAACUGCAUUGGCUGGAGGUUGGCAGAGGAACCUCUGACACUAUGAUAACAGCCGCUGUAUCCCAGUGCAUACGGAAGUUGAUGCAAGCAGGAGAAUCCAUUCUUAUGGAGCCGAUAAUGCAACUCGAGGUAGUCUCUCCUGACGAGUACGUAUCCAGCAUCCUGAAUGACCUGACGCGCAGAAGAGCACAAAUCCAACGCAUCGACGUGCGCGGUCAAAAUAAAGUUUUGGAAACUCUCACGCCAUUAUCGGAAUUGCUGGGCUACGCGACAGCAUUAAGAAUAAUAAGUUCAGGCACUGCAGUAUUUUCAUUGGAGUUCGAUCAUUACAAAGCAAUGAGUUCGAUGGAGGAGCAGCAGGCAAUAAAAAGAGUAACAGGCUUUUAAAGAAGGCAUGCAAAUAUAGUUGAUUAAAUUAUUUCAAUGUAAAUAUAUCAUUUCUCUUGUAAAUAAACCUCAG